Molecule: messenger RNA, 2485 nt
Organism: Fomitopsis serialis
Lineage: Eukaryota; Fungi; Basidiomycota; Agaricomycetes; Polyporales; Fomitopsidaceae
Exons: 14
Source: RefSeq, a predicted model, not a curated record
CCACCGUGUCUGUAUGUCUUCGGGGCCUCAUGCAACUCGGAAGCUGUUGUAGGAAGCUGGUGUAGGAAGCGCGUUGCCGGCGGAGCUCAUGGACAACUCGGUACACAUGCAUGUCUUUUGUCUUGGUCCCAUCCAUCUAUCGCUCUACAAACUCAGCGGUGCUUGAUCAUUGUCCAUUCUCGUCAACGACGCACGAAGAUCUGCGCAUACAUCCUCCGAGGAACUGUUUGUCAUCCCUCGCCUCCGAAGUCCGUCCGGAGCCAACGCUGUCGAUCACCGGCUUCGACACGCGUUCGAUAUAUCCGUGCGGGGUCUGCGCGCGCUACAGGUUGCGUGCGGACAGCCACGAACACGACCAACGCAGGCUCUUGCAGACGCUCACAGCCAGGCUCCUCAGUCCCAUCACCGGAAGGUGCGUUUCAGUCACACAUUGUGCGGGUACUACGAAGUCGUCCAAUCCUCGCAGCCCAGGAUCGUCGCUCGGCAUUCGAGAUGACACUCGGUGCCACGCACGAAUCUCCUAUCGUCUCGCUCGUCAAUUUUUGCGUGUCACGAAACCGGCACAGGACGUGUAGAGCUCGCUUAGGGUACUGGAACGCCUCGCUGCCAAAUAGUAUGUCCGCUCAGAUGACGUCGAACCAGUCACUCAUCGCUGAAAGCCUAUCUCAGUCCCGAAACGCGUAUUUUAUCUUGAUUUGCGAGGAGGCCCGCGCCAUCGCCACCUAUUCAGAUAGAAUUGACCGACAGACGGUCGUCCGCAACCCCGUUGUCGUUUUUGACGGAGGUGCGAUCGUAGACGAUGACGUUCUAGAGACCAUCUUCGACCAUACGGACCACUCAUCUCGCAAAGUGGGCUCUGAUGCUACACCAAGCCUUCAUGCGCCUAGCAUGCUUCAAGUUACAAUGGUCGCCGGCUCGCAAAGCCCCUCACGCCAUGGUAUUGCCAAGCCACAGAACGCUGUGCGAGGCAGGUCGACGGACAGACCUCCAGACGGGGAGAUCUACGAAGUCCCAGAGCGUGGACUCGGACGCGCAUACACAGAUGCUUACAUCUCCACGAUUUUGCAAGCGAGCUCGAGCUCGAUUCCCCCGCGUCUCGCCGUCUCCACCCGCCAUCCCGGUAUCCGCCCAAGAUCCCCAUCUGCUUUCUGCUUUGACGAUGUUGACUGUGUUCGGUCAUCGCGGAGGUCGACGCGGUCGGCGGAAGUUGGCAAGUCCAAGGCGAGGGCGUCCGAUACUAGCGUGGUGACCGUGUUGGACGAGCGCGCGUGCUACACAAUGAACAAGAGUAAGUCGGGGGAAAGGAUGGCGCGGAGGAGGGCAUGCGGAGCAGGACGGCCCAGCGUGUUCAGAGCAGUCCGGACUGCCUGGCGAGUUCGGGCAUGCGCUGAAGAGGCCGGGGAUAAGAGGCGAGUUGUUGACACAGAGAGCCAACCUCCGUAUGCGUGUAUGUGGCCUCUCAAGGACGCCGACGACUCGGCAGGCCGUACGGGUUUCCCGGGACCAGCGGGAUCCAUGCGAUUCCCAACAUCCUCGAGCUCAUCCACUGCCAUGAGAGAUGGCAAGGUGACGUCCCUUGAUGCGUACGGCACACUGUGCUCGAUUAUGUUCGCCUGCGGAGUAAAACUACGCAACUCGGCCGUCAUGUCACCAUCUACCGUGUCCGUCCACCCGCCCGACUUCAUACCGUCGCUGGAUGUGAUAUCGACACUGUUCAUGCUCGUAUCGCACCUCCAGGCAUUCCGAGUCGGCACCUCGUCGUGCGUCCAGCCACUUCCAGACGGUAGUCCCGAAUCCUGCUUCGCUCUGGAUCGAUGCACGAUGGACAGCGAGGGAACGGACCAGACACCUGUCUUCCGCACCUCAAUCACCGUGACGUCCGAGGAUGCGGUCGCCGCGUGCAAGAUGCCACUUCUGGGUUCGAACGCAUCACGUUCUCACGAGGACCACAGAGUCGUUGUCAAGAACGGGUGCGGAUACGGUCAGAGCAACUGCAUGUCCAUCGCGUAUGCGAACCUCGCGCUAGGCCGAUCUCCUGCGUCGAGUAUCCCAGCAGAUCGAACUGCGAACGCGUACCAGGCCGGCGAGAAAUUUGAGUUGAAGAAGAAGUAGAGCGGCAGACGUAGCGUGUUCGCGCGGUGAGUAUCUUUGUAUAUGAUCUCCACGACGAUCGUCUGGGGCUUCGACGUGGGAUGCGCGCGGGGACAUGGGGCUGGGUACGAUAGGCAAUUAUUGCACCAGACACAGAGUACACUCGUACCCGUGCUUACUCGGCGAGCCUUAUAUGCUGAGCCAUGAGUAGGUCCGUGUCCUCGCCAUCUAUGACGAGCUGUGGUUGUGUACAAGCUCGUCGUCGCUUAGGUCCGGUGCAUGCAUUCGUUUUGCAGACCCGUGCUGUUGUGACGGGUCUCGUCGCUGUGAUACAGAUGGAGCUUACUGAUUGUGCCAUCAUGUCAAUGAAGAAUCUCGUCGUAUUAUAUCCAGU